CCCUGACAAGCCUGCAUCACCGGAUUUAAUCGCCCCGAUCAUCCGUGCUCUUCGACCCUCCACGCCACCUCUAUUUAGUCCACGAAUCUUCGUCACACUUGAGCGCACAGCGUGCCCUCACGCGUUGUUCUGAACUCUCAUCUUCAUUCCUUACGUUAUACUAUAGGCAUGUCCUCGAACGAGGACGACGGGCGCGACUACGCAGACGAUGGGCAGGACUACAAGAAGCGGCGCGUGCAACGCGCCUGCGAUCAGUGUAGACGGAAGAAGAUACGAUGUGACGGCGUGCAGUCCAACUCGAAACCAUGCUCCAACUGCUCUGCCUACGGCUACGAGUGCACGUACAUACAAACAGCAAAGAGACGCGGACCCCCAAAGAGCUACGUCGAAAGCCUGGAGAAUCGUCUCGAGAAGAUGGAGAAGCUUCUCCGGCAGCUCUGUCCAGACGCUGACUUUUCGCAUGAACUUGGCGACGACAUUGGGCGGGAGCACUGGGCCAACAAGCCCCCGCCCCCGGUGGACCCCAGCCCCCUCGUGGGGUCCCAGCCCGAUAAUCCCCUUGCCGCAAAGCUCACCACCAACCUUAUACGCACGGCCCCAGACACGCAGCGCAUCAUGGCAGAAAUGCGCACCGACAUCGAGCCAGAGGACAACGAUUACUCUUCACUGCAGAUGACUGAGCAGAUGCAGCGCUUCAAGUUCGAGGAUCACGAUAUCCGCUUCUUCGGGCGCUCGAGCGGCGCCAUGCUCGUGCAAGCUGCGGUCGACCUCAAGGGCGAGCUGACCUCGGUGCCUAGUAGCGAUUUCUGGGAGCGCGGCCUCGGCUCGCGACGGCCCGAAUUUUGGCAGCUACAUCCCUGGGAGGCCGAAAUCAUGACCAAGAAGGAAUACGUGACCUAUACGUUCCCCGAGGACAGUCUCCUCUACGCGUUGGUCGACUUGUAUUUCAAGGAGAUCAACACCUACUUGCCCCUCCUCCACAAACCCACCUUCAUCGCGCAGCUCAUUGCUCGACGGCAUCUUGCCGAUGAAUCCUUCGCCCCCAUCGUGCUUUUGGUGUGCGCCGUGGGCGCGCGGUUCACGAAGGACCCUCGGGUCCUACUGGAGGGUUCGACAUCGUUUCACUCCGCCGGGUGGAAGUGGUUCAAUCAAGUGCAGAUCGUUAAGCGAUCCAUGUUCACCGCGCCUACCCUUCAUGAUUUACAAUUCUACAUGCUCUCCGUGGCCUUCCUCCAAGCGACCUCCGCGCCACAAGCCUGCUGGACGAUGAUCGGUAUUGCCGUUCGCAUGGCCCAGGACGUGGGUGCGCAUCGGCGGCGCGUGUCCAAGAAGCCGCUCACGAUCGAGGACGAGCUCUGGAAGCGCGCGUUUUGGGUCAUUGUGUUCAUGGACCGCGCGUGCAGUGGCGCGCUGGGCAGGCCGUGCGCGACGCAGGAGGAGGACUUCGAUCUCGACUACCCCAUGGAUUGCGACGACGAAUAUUGGGACCAUCCGGAUCCAGAGAAAGCGUGGAAACAGCCGCCGGGGCGACCGUCCGAGGUUGCGUUCUUCAUUUCCAUGCUGCAGCUGCACGAGCUCUUGGCGAUUUGUUUGCGCACCAUCUACUCCAUCAACAAGUCCAAGAUCCUCUUCGGCUUCGUGGGGCAGAAGUGGGAGCAGCAAAUUGUCGCAGAACUAGACUCGGCGCUCAACAAAUGGGUCGACUCAGUGCCUGACCACCUCCGCUGGGACCCCAACCGCGAAGAUGAGGUCUUCUUCAACCAAUCCGUCCAGCUCUACGCCACAUACUACCACGUCCAAAUCCUCGUCCAUCGCCCCUUCAUACCCUCCCCGCGCAAGCCAUCUCCGCUUUCUUUCCCCUCUCUGGCGAUCUGCGCCAACGCGGCUCGCUCCCUCAUCCACAUCGUCGACAUCCAUCUCCGUAGGACGGGAGCGAGCCAUCCGUCGAUGACGAGCGCUAUCUUCACGGCCGGGAUCGUGCUGUUGUUGAAUAUUUGGGGUGGGAAGAGGUCGGGGCUGUCGACGGAUCCUAAUAAGGAAAUGGCCGACGUCCAUAAAGCCAUGAAGUGCCUGAGGUCUAUCGAGAAUGGAUGGCACACUGCAGGUCGUCUCUGGGAUAUCCUCUACGAACUCGCCUCCGUUGGCGACCUCGCCUUGCCUACACCGAGCCCACAGCCUCAAAAGAAACGCGAGCGCGACUCGGAGCUCUCCGCCUCCGCAACUCCAAGCCGCUCCUCGCCUGCCUCUUCCGAGCACGGCCCGCGCGCCAUCGCCGGCUCGCGGCGCGUCUCCAAGGACGUCGGCCUCGCCAGCGGGCAUUCCAUGAGUGGCCAGUUCUUCAACCUACCUAUUCAUAGUGAGGAGCUCGGGCGACUUCCGCUACACGGGCAGGUGAGCUUCUUCACCAGGCCGGAGCAGCAGCAGCAACACGCUGGACCAGCGCGCUCGGACUUCUCAAAUUGGUAUGGGCCGAGCGCGGGCGUGUCGGCGGACCAUGCUGGGCAGGGGCCGUACGCGAUGAAUGAGGCGUCGUCGUUUUACGACCAGCUUGGGCAUGCGCUCAACGGGCACUCGCUGCACUCCGCACUCGAGUCCGGACCGUCGGCAGGGACGGGAGAAGGGCCGCCGUCCGUCAAUGUCAUGUCGCCCGGGAUCGACACGGAUACGAUGGCAAUGUGGAGCAACGCGCCCGCGGGGUUCGAGAUGAACGACUGGGGCGCGUAUCUCACAAAUGAGCUCAACCAUGGAAUGCCGCCGAUGUCUUAGUUCUGUCGACUUACUGUAUAUCCCGACAUCCAUCUUCCAUCACCUCGACUCUCGCUAUACUGAACUUUGCUAUCUGCGCUCUCAUAGACGCUGCCUGCAUCCUGGAGAGCUUUUAUGUACCACGGGAUGCAGGGGCCGCUGCAUUAUUGAAGUCUUCGCUCUCGCCGAAAUUGUAUCAUAUGCUUCUAGAUGUACGUCCCGGAUACUGGUCGACGCCCCGCUAUAUCUUACAGCUACUGGACACCAUGUAUUUGUUCAACAGCAAUCGCAUAGAGCCCAGUCUUAUUCUACUUCCCUCUAUGUUCAAGCGCCCGAGAUGCGUUGUUCGCUGUGAACUUGAAGGUUGUUGUUGCUCAUGGCUGUACCAUAACUGGGAAUUCUACCAGCCUCUGCC
Messenger RNA from Schizophyllum commune H4-8, 3160 nucleotides. RefSeq lists its product as uncharacterized. Gene Ontology annotation, cellular component: nucleus. Bases 169 to 2766 code for a protein of 865 amino acids. The transcript is spliced from 18 exons. Gene Ontology annotation, biological process: DNA-templated transcription; regulation of DNA-templated transcription. Lineage: Eukaryota; Fungi; Basidiomycota; Agaricomycetes; Agaricales; Schizophyllaceae. The record is from RefSeq and is a predicted model, not a curated record. Gene Ontology annotation, molecular function: DNA binding; DNA-binding transcription factor activity, RNA polymerase II-specific; zinc ion binding.